Aspergillus terreus NIH2624 is the source of this 2346-nucleotide messenger RNA. Its product is annotated as transcription factor domain-containing protein. Gene Ontology annotation, molecular function: RNA polymerase II cis-regulatory region sequence-specific DNA binding; DNA-binding transcription factor activity, RNA polymerase II-specific; zinc ion binding. Bases 1 to 2346 code for a protein of 781 amino acids. The record is from RefSeq and is a predicted model, not a curated record. Gene Ontology annotation, cellular component: chromatin. The transcript is spliced from 2 exons. Gene Ontology annotation, biological process: DNA-templated transcription; regulation of transcription by RNA polymerase II. Lineage: Eukaryota; Fungi; Ascomycota; Eurotiomycetes; Eurotiales; Aspergillaceae.
AUGUCGCGAUGGUCAGAGCUGCUAGGACGUUCCAAUGUCAGCGAUGCUCUCGAACAUUCGCGAGACUGGAGCAUUUGCAACGUCAUGAUCGAUCCCGUGCGUUUAUCCGGAUAUAUCGUAUGCGAUCCUAGAACUGACGCUGUCCCAGAUACCAAGGAGAAGCCAUUCGUGUGCGAUAAAUGUCCCAAGUCAUUCACACGCAAGGAUCUCCUGGCCCGUCAUGAACGUCUCGCACAUAACGCCCAAUCAGGCGAUGUAGCCCAGCCAUCUAGCUCGCCGCCGUCAUCUCAUCUCGGAAUGGAUGGAUUGAACAUGCUAGCCUCAGCUAUCACGGACUACUCCUCAGCCGGCCCCGCCACUACAGCCCAGGAUGAACAGCAGAUACGUGCUGGAAGCCAGCCGUUCACUCCGCAUCUGACCCCUACAGUGUCAACAUCGCCUCAUCCAGGAUCCCAGGCACAGGCUGGGUUCACCGAACCGUUCAGUGCGUUUGGCCCAUCCGCCACCUACGACGGUGACGAUUUCACCUCGUUUCUGGAUAGCAUCCCCCUGCCCAGUCAUCCGUUCUCUCCAACAUACCAGCCUUUGCCUUUGUUCCCUGCAUUCCAUUUCGAUACACAGCCAGUUUAUGACCACUCUCCUGCGAGAGAAGGCGUCCCAGAUCACGUGGCAGCCCCCUCCAGCUCUGUCCUUCCUCGACAUGGGACUCAACUACCGUCUCUCCAACCGGAGGAAACCCACACCGCCCACAAGGGACGCCAGCCCAGAAGUUCAAUAUCUGUCACGACGCAGUGCAGAGAUCGAAUCGUGGCUGCGUUGCUGGACUACGCUAAUGUGAUACCCGACCCGUUUGUCCCCUCCAGACAUGCGCUAUCAAGGUGUCUCACUGGUUAUCUCACCGGCUUCCAUGACCAUUACCCUUUCAAACAUAUUCCCACCCUCAACGUUGAUACCCUGCCUCUUCACCUCUUUCUAUCCAUGGCUGCACUAGGAGCCCAGUAUUGCCGUGAGCCAGAUACAAGCCUGAGCCUCUACCACGUUGCCAGAGUCGUGACGAUGGAACAUAUCCGCCGGGAAUUCCAGUGGACGAUGAAUAAAGCAGACCCCAGCGCCAACAAAUCCAGAAAUGGCCCUUCCGACUCCGAGGACCAGGACAUCAUGGAAACUGUACAAGCAUUGCUGCUGCUUACAUCGGUUUCAGGUUGGUUUGAGCAUAAACCACCGUAUUCCGAAGCUUUGUAUAUGCGGAGCUUCAUGGAAACCCUACUGAGGAAAAAGGGUCUCAAUACCCUCCCAACCCAAGACGGCUCCUGGGACAGCUGGAUACGGAGCGAGGAACGAAAACGCACCACUCUGGUGGUUUUUUGUUUCUUCAACAUCCACACCAUUGUGUUUGACCUGCCGCCAAUGAUUCUGACAGAAGAAAUCGCCCUGAACCUACCCUGCACCGAGAAAGAGUGGCAGGCGACCAGCGCAGAGCAAUGGAUGGCAGAAAGAACCCCAGGCAAAGUUGAACCGAAACUGCAGGACGCGCUCUGCUCGCUCUUCACCCACGGACCCAGCAGCAAGGGACGUCUGGACAGUUUCUCGUCGAUGGGCGGAUAUGUCUUAAUCCAUGCCAUUCUCCAGAAUAUCUGGCUGAUUCAGAAAACCUACCGACUCCCGGGCCUGAACCGCAACAGCCUGUCCGCCGCGGAGAUAACCUCCUUAGAACAAGCGCUCGAGCAUUGGUGCCAGUGCUGGGAGCACAAUCAGGAGUCCUCCAUCGAUCCGUUCAACCCACACGGACCCCUAUCCUUUACAUCGACAGCUCUCCUCCGCCUGGCCUAUAUCCGCCUAAACGCUGACUUUAGCUCUGCCCGACGCCUCCAAACCUGGAAACCCGACCAGAUCGCCCGGUCCUUGAAGGAAAACCUCUCCGUCCAACGGAGUGACCGUCUGACGAGGGCGGCACUGCAUUGCGCACACGCGCUCAGCACACCCAUCAAGCUCGGGAUCAAUUUCGUGGCCCAUACGCACGUGGCCUCAUGGUCGAACCAGUACGCCCUGUGUUCGUUGGAAUGCGCUGUACUCCUUGCAAAGUGGCUGGAGGUAGCGACUGUGUCCAACCCAGAGCCUCCACUCACGGAGCAAGAAAGCAAGCUCCUAGAGUUUGUGAUUGAGAUGGUUAUGGAGACUCAGCAUGUGGUAUCCAGGGACUGGCUGUUGGCGAAUAACACUCGGCUUAGCGCUAUUGUCACGCGACUGUGGGCUCGUCUGUUCACGGCGGAUUAUAUCUGGGAGCUUGUCAAUCUGAUCGGACGGUCAUUGAAGAGUUAUGCCGAUAUACUCGAGAUGAAUGACUGA